AAAUCUCAAAAUGCUUAUCAAGUGCUUGUUUGUCACUAUAAUGGUUGUACUCCUGGUUCUACAGGGAUGCUCUUCCAAGACUUAUCAAUUUAUACCCGCUCGCUGUGUGGAUCAGCCCGGAGUGGAGCAGAAGAUUGGCGGCCCUCUGAGCCUCUGCAGCUUUCCACCAAAAUACCAGACACCGGACGCUGAGGACAUCCAAGCCGUGAUCAAGCAUAUACAGGGCCUAAACCUCAAUUGACGAAAACAAAAAGAGUGGAAGUUUGUACAUCGUUUAGAGAAUAUUACAUUUUAUAUGCAUUAAAGAGCACGCGGGAUUAUGAAAUCAAUAAAUUUAGCUAUAACAUUGUAACUUAA
This is a messenger RNA of Drosophila persimilis, 357 nucleotides long. RefSeq lists its product as uncharacterized. The coding region runs from base 11 to 241 and encodes 76 amino acids. The transcript has 2 exons. Lineage: Eukaryota; Metazoa; Arthropoda; Insecta; Diptera; Drosophilidae. The record is from RefSeq and is a predicted model, not a curated record.